Molecule: messenger RNA, 810 nt
Organism: Trichobilharzia regenti
Lineage: Eukaryota; Metazoa; Platyhelminthes; Trematoda; Strigeidida; Schistosomatidae
Source: the annotation of a GenBank genome assembly
AUGUAUUUCUUUCGUGAUUUUUAUUUUUCGACCUCAUCUAUUGAUAAUAUUCAUUUGUUAUCAUUAGUACCUAGAUCCUUGGCUGAUGAUGCAACCGUUUCGUCGGAAGAGGACUCCACGCUACCCUUGGCGGCUGUAGGAAGUGAAAAUGAUGCAUACAAGGGAUCUCCUGCAAUCAAUGCUUUGGUAGCUUUCAGUAAACCUUCCUACGGUCUCUACUCUGGACGGCGCGAAAUAAACCUACCUGUUGGGAAAGUUUCAUCCAUCGUAGCGUCUCUAGCCUAUACUAAUCCUGCUAACAGCCAACAACAUUUCACACUGGAUUUCAUCGAAGGUGCUCUUCACUAUCCAAUGUACUAUGACUACCACAUACAAAACUUUACUAAGCAGCGUCUCCAUAAAACUUUGAACCCGGUCAGGAGGUUCAGACCAGCAGUUGAGUUAGCUGGUCGAUCAUUCGAUCUUUCUGUGGUUGUUUACUAUCACGACAACAAUAACAUUUAUUAUGCCCAUAAAUUAUUUAAUCAGACUAUUAAUCUUUAUGAGAUUGAAGAGGGCGUAGACACACAGUUAAUAUUCCUCGUUGUCCUGGUGAUUGCUCUCAGCAUUGCAGUACUCAUUGGCGCGUGGCACUGGUUCACCUCAAAGGCUAAUCGUCGUCAACCUACCAAACAAACUUCGAAGUUGGUCGAAAAUAAUGCUGACAGCGGUGUAGUGGAGAAUGAAUAUUUAGCACUGAUCAAUGAUAAAUCUCAAGCGAAGAAAGGUCGAUCUGACCAGACGGUACGUCGCCGACAAGGAAGGCGUUGA